This is a messenger RNA of Oncorhynchus keta (chum salmon), 1903 nucleotides long. RefSeq lists its product as uncharacterized. Gene Ontology annotation, biological process: proteasome-mediated ubiquitin-dependent protein catabolic process. Gene Ontology annotation, cellular component: Cul4-RING E3 ubiquitin ligase complex. The transcript has 5 exons. Gene Ontology annotation, molecular function: protein binding. The record is from RefSeq and is a predicted model, not a curated record. Bases 414 to 1022 code for a protein of 202 amino acids. Lineage: Eukaryota; Metazoa; Chordata; Actinopteri; Salmoniformes; Salmonidae.
UUUUGGAGAUGCAAUGCUACUAGCCUGAACAUGCAUAGCCAUCUCUAGACAACUCCGAUAUUAAGUGUUUUUUCUUCUUCUCAAAGUUGCCGGGAUGUCACGUAUCCUACUUAUUACGAAACGUAUAUUCGAUCAAAUAUAAAUCUUUCAUUUUUUGUUGACCAAAUUCGACACUCUCAUUGACCUCCAUACAAAAGCUCCUUGCUUGAUGGUAAAAAAAAAAAAAACCUGCUUGGAGGGAAACAGAUUUUCCGCGGAGCUGGGUCUUCCUCUCUGGGCACAGUAAAAGACACGCAGUGGAUUCCCAGCCCGACACUCAGGAGUUGGACCAGAAUCCCCGUGGCCACGGCCUCAUCCAGCCUGAAAGCGAGGCAAAGCUUCACGUGCGUGCUGACGGAGUUUUCUGCCCAAUCAUGUGGCACACAAGGACACAUACCAGCAGAAAGCAUUCUGUGGUGUGUACAGGAACGAUGACAACAUGUCCCCCUCAGCCGGCCAAGAUCAAAGCUCACGACCACGAUGUGAACACAGUGGCGUUUGCCGACAGCUCGUCCCAGCUGCUGUUCUCAGGCAGCGACGACACGCUCUGCAAGGUGUGGGACAGACUGACGCUGCGGGAGGACAGACCCAAGCCGGUGGGCCAGCUGUCUGGACACAGAGACUGUAUCACCUUCAUCCACAGCAAGGGCGACGCACGUUAUCUGAUCAGUAACUCAAAAGGACCAGUCCAUCAAGCUGUGGGAUAUGAGGAAGUUCUCCCCAAUGGAGGGCCUGGUGGCCUCGCGGCUGAAUAUCGUCCAGCAGGACUAGGAGUACCGUUGGCAGCAGGUUGCCCAGAAUGGUGCUGGGGAGGCCAUGGGUUUGUUGUACAUCUGUACUGGGUCCUAGUCGAGAUCACAUUUAGAUUAGCAAGUGGGCCAGAAACACAGUCCAAUCCGACUGUAAUCUACUCUAGAUUGCUCUCAGAAAAUCUCAUAUUUGCUAUAUUAAGUAUUGAUGACAUGGGUAUACAGUAUGUUUAAUCAAGCGAGGAAAAGGAAGUGACUUCACUAUGGGGAGAGGCAGGACCGCAACAGAGGGAGGACAACAAGCUCAGAGUGAACUGUGAAAUUGCAUCGAUUCAAUGCUAGAUAACAAUACAUAUAAUGUAAAUUCUUACCUCUGUGUGUUUGGUGCAGAAGCCACUAUUAACCCCUGUAUUCACCAAUCUGCAGAGAAGGGAUAGAGUUGAGGCAUUGUCUUCUUUCAGGGGCCUUACUCCUACGCAGACAGCCAUCCCUCCAGCCACAGUGCAGAUGGAGCCACGCUAUCCUGUGUUAUAAAACAAUGACAUUUAAGGAGAAUUGUCUGUUCUGAUGCACCCCAGUGUACAGUAAGAAUAGGAUGAAGGAGACGAAAGCCUCUAUGAAGUUUGGCUGGAGCCGUUUAUGCAGAACUUAUUGAAGCUCACUAAGCACUUGCUCCAAGAGCCCCCAACAAGCCUCAGGCCCACAUUGUGUUUGGUUGCUUAGAGUAAAAAGCAGCCCCCAAAUAAUGCAUAUGUUUUUUUAUUUUUAUUUUUUUUAUUUCACAAUUAGCAAGUCAAUAACACAGUAGAAAAAAUGGGCAGUCUAUAUACAAUGUGUGCAAAAGGCAUGAGGAGGUAGGGGAACAAUGUAGACUAAAACAAUGUCAUAAAUCACAGAAUGAUGAUAAUUCAGUAUAAGGUAUGUUGUAAUGGUAUUAAUGUCCAGAGGUAAGAAGACAGUGUACAAAACAUUAGGAACACCUGUGCUUUCCAUGAGACUGACCAGGUGAAUCCAGGUUAAAGCUAUGAUCCCUUAUUGAUGUCACUUGUUAAAUCCAAUUCAAUCCGUGUAGAUGAAGGGGAGGAGAGAGGUUAAAGAAGGAUUUUAAAUAAAUA